Molecule: messenger RNA, 1883 nt
Organism: Drosophila subobscura
Lineage: Eukaryota; Metazoa; Arthropoda; Insecta; Diptera; Drosophilidae
Gene: Ugt305A1
Product: UDP-glucuronosyltransferase 2B15
Exons: 4
Coding region: 110-1849 (579 amino acids)
Molecular function (GO): UDP-glycosyltransferase activity
Source: RefSeq, a predicted model, not a curated record
UUAAAACUCGAUUUGUUUCAAAUUUUGCUUCGCAGUUAUUUAAUUUCACAAAUUUUAUUUACGGAAAAGAAACAACCUUCUGGUGAUAGAAAAGUGAAACUAUUUAGCCAUGAAUUUGCUGCCUUUAUUGUUGCUACUGCUGCUCGUCAAUUGGCAUCCGCUGAAAACUGAGGCAGCCAAUAUACUCUGCCUCGUGGGCACUGCACGUCACAACAAUCCCGGCUGGACACAACCGCUCUUCGAGGCGUUGGCUGAACGCGGCCACCGCCUCACCGUGCUGAGCACUGCUCCAGCUCCAGCUCCAGCUCCAAAGCAGAAAGUGGAAGGCAUCACUGUAUUCUCGCUGCCCAACGAUUAUGAUGUGGUGCACAAGUACUUUGUCAGCCGCACGUCCUCCUAUAGCUCGGUUUUCACUGCACAGCAAAUGUUUGUCUGGCACGACGUACCUUUGGGCAGCUGCCGUUCGGUGAUGGAAUCCCCAAUGCUGGCCAAGCUACGUGCCCAAUUGAUUGAUGAGGUAGCCGACCAAGAUUUGAUCAUCUCCGAUGCCACCAAUGGCAUCGAAUGCCUGCUGCCGCUGGUGCCCAAGGCUCGUUCCAUACCCAUUCUGGGCGUGAGUGGCGGCAAGCUGACGUCGGACCUACUGAAGUUGGUACGGGCUGAGGACACCAUCAAUGUGGCAAGGAUUCCACAUCCCAUAAGCCAGCUACCGGAACAAAUGGACUUUGUGGGCCGUCUGCAAAACUGCGGCUUGUAUUUGGUGGAGAAAUUACUUUCCUGGUCCGAUAUUUUUACCAUUACCAGGGGCGCAGUGGCACGCAAGGAUCACGUCUAUCCACCCCUUAAGUUGAUGCUGCUGAACACCCAUUCCACACUGGAUUACGCACAGAAUCUCCCAGCCAGCGUGAUCGAAGUGGGAGGCCUUCACAUUUGGACCAAGUCCAGGCCUCUGCCGGCGAACAUACAAAAAUUCGUGGAUAAAUUCAUCAAUGCGAUUGUCUACAUUAAUUUUCCGCACAUUGAUCUGUUUUUUGGUAUUGGAACUAAGGCUGUGGUGCACAUGGCCAAGCGGCAUCCCACUUACGGCUUCAUCUGGAAUGUGGAGAAUGUCAAGGAGCUGCCCGAGAAGAUGAACAACAUUUUGACGCUGCAUGUGGAUGCAAGACUGCAGCAGGAUAUACUAGCACAAUCCGGUGUGAAGUGCUUCCUCAAUCAUGGCGACAGUUUCAGCCUCCAAGAGGCCAUCUACCAUGCCGUGCCCGUGCUGGUAAUUCCACUGAUACUCGAACAAUUCAAUAACGCUCUGCGCAUCGAAGAACGCAAUCUUGGAGUCAUCCUCCCGACCAACACUUUCUUUGAGCUGACCAUGGCCAGAACCCUUAAGCGCGUACUCAACAAUCAGGCGAUCUACACGGCUGUCUCCCAGGCUCAGGUCAAGUUCCGCACACGUCCCAUGCCACCGCUGGAGCAGGCCGUGUGGCACGUGGAACAUCUGGUCACCGAACCCGAACUCUACAGCCAGCUGGCCAGACCAUCCGUCAACUUUGUGGUGUCCCACUCGCUGGACAUUUUGGCCAUUCCAGCCAUAGCUCUGCUGAUAUUAAUGGCCAAUGUGCUGCUCUUGGUGUUCCAGUUGAUGCAAUCCAACGACGAGUCCCAGAAAUCAGUUCCCCAGAAGCGUGUACAUUAUUUUCGCGACAAUGAUGCCAAUGAGAUGACUUAUGCGACCUGGGAAGACUAUGCCACACGCACUGGCAAUGUGACUCGCUCGACAGAAGAGAAUUCUUCAGAUAUUGAUGAGACAUUGGGGCAGCGCGUGAAGAGUCGUCUGGAGAAAAAGACGGACUAAAUUCGUAACACAUCGAUUGAUCUUUAACUAUUGU